Heterocephalus glaber (naked mole-rat) is the source of this 5869-nucleotide messenger RNA. It is a transcript of the gene Dapk1, whose product is annotated as death associated protein kinase 1. NCBI's taxonomy places the organism in Eukaryota, Metazoa, Chordata, Mammalia, Rodentia, Bathyergidae. The record is from RefSeq and is a predicted model, not a curated record. Gene Ontology annotation, cellular component: cytoplasm; nucleus. Gene Ontology annotation, molecular function: protein serine/threonine kinase activity; ATP binding; protein binding. Gene Ontology annotation, biological process: protein phosphorylation; positive regulation of apoptotic process; intracellular signal transduction.
CUAGCUUUUACAUCAGAAUGUCGGUUUCACCCGAGCUGGUAUUUUAAAAACGAGUUUUUAUUUUUGUGUUUUUCCUUUCCCGAGCACCGUUUCUGGCACGUACACAGGAACAUCUGUGGGACGAAGGAUUCUACUUCUCGAGACACAGCGGAAGAGGGCAGCUCCGGGACGUGGCACAGCACUGAAGAUUGAUGCAUGAGGGGCAUCCAGAGGCGCUGGAGCAGUGGUGAUGGUUUGGGAAGCAGAGCUGAAGUGCACUGGGCUUUGGUGAGGUGUGACAGUUUAUCAUGACGGUGUUCAGGCAGGAAAACGUGGAUGAUUACUACGACACCGGCGAGGAACUUGGCAGCGGACAGUUUGCAGUGGUGAAGAAAUGCCGUGAGAAAAGCACCGGUGUGCAGUAUGCCGCCAAGUUCAUCAAGAAGCGGAGGACCAAGUCCAGCCGGCGGGGAGUGAGCCGAGAGGACAUCGAGCGGGAGGUCAGCAUCCUGAAGGAAAUCCAGCAUCCGAACGUCAUCACUCUGCAUGAGGUGUAUGAGAGCAAGACCGACGUCAUUCUGAUCCUGGAGCUUGUUGCAGGUGGUGAACUGUUUGACUUCUUAGCUGAAAAGGAAUCUCUGACUGAAGAGGAAGCAACUGAAUUUCUCAAGCAAAUUCUUAAUGGUGUCUACUACCUGCACACCCUUCAGAUUGCCCACUUCGAUCUUAAGCCUGAGAACAUAAUGCUUUUGGAUAGAAAUGUUCCCAAACCUCGGAUCAAAAUCAUCGACUUUGGCUUGGCCCAUAAAAUUGACUUUGGAAAUGAAUUCAAGAACAUAUUCGGAACGCCAGAGUUUGUUGCUCCUGAGAUAGUCAACUAUGAACCUCUGGGUCUCGAGGCAGAUAUGUGGAGUAUCGGGGUAAUAACCUAUAUUCUCUUAAGCGGGGCCUCCCCAUUUCUUGGGGACACUAAGCAAGAAACGUUAGCAAAUGUGUCUGCGGUCAACUAUGAAUUUGAGGAAGAAUACUUCAGUAAUACCAGUGCCCUAGCCAAAGAUUUCAUCAGAAGACUUCUGGUCAAGGAUCCAAAGAAGAGGAUGACAAUUCAGGAUAGUCUGCAGCAUCCCUGGAUCAAGCCUAAAGAUACACAACAAGCACUUAGUAGAAAAGCAUCAGCAGUAAAUAUGGAGAAAUUCAAAAAGUUUGCGGCACGGAAAAAAUGGAAACAAUCUGUUCGCUUGAUAUCACUCUGCCAAAGAUUGUCCAGGUCAUUCCUGUCCAGAAGUAACAUGAGUGUUGCCAGGAGUGAUGAUACUCUGGAUGAGGAAGACUCCUUUGUGAUGAAAGCCAUCAUCCAUGCUAUCAACGAUGACAACGUCCCAGGCCUGCAGCACCUUCUGGGCUCAUUGUCCAACUAUGAUGUUAACCAACCCAACAAGCAUGGGACACCUCCGUUACUCAUUGCUGCUGGCUGUGGGAAUAUUCAAAUACUACAGCUGCUCCUAAAACGAGGCUCAAGAAUUGAUGUCCAGGAUAAGGGUGGAUCCAAUGCUGUGUACUGGGCCUCUCGGCAUGGCCACGUGGAUACUUUGAAAUUUCUCAAUGAGAACAAGUGCCCUUUGGAUGUUACAGACAAGUCUGGAGAGACGGCCCUUCACGUGGCAGCUCGUUAUGGCCAUGCUGACGUGGUUCAGCUCCUGUGCAGCUUCGGAUCUAAUCCCAACUUCCAGGACAAGGAAGAAGAAACCCCCUUGCACUGUGCCGCCUGGCAUGGCUAUUACUCUGUGGCCAGAGCCCUUUGUGAAGCUGGGUGUAAUGUGAACAUCAAGAACCGGGAAGGAGAGACGCCACUCCUGACAGCCUCUGCCAGGGGCUACCAUGACAUUGUGGAGUGUCUGGCUGAGCAUGGAGCUGACCUGAAUGCCUCCGACAAGGAUGAGCACAUCGCCCUUCACCUUGCUGUACGGCGGUGUCAGAUGGAGGUCAUCAAGACUCUCAUCAACCAAGGGUGUUUGGUCGACUUCCAAGACAGGCACGGCAACACCCCGCUUCAUGUGGCCUGCAAAGACGGCAAUGUGCCUAUCGUGGUGGCCCUCUGUGAAGCAGAUUGUACUUUGGACGUCUCAAACAAGUAUGGACGGACACCCCUACACCUUGCGGCCAACAAUGGGAUCCUCGAUGUGGUCCGGCACCUCUGUCUGAUGGGUGCCAACGUGGACGCGCUGACCUCGGAUGGAAAGACAGCAGAGGAUCUUGCUAAGUCGGAGCAGCAUGAGCAUGUGGCUGGUCUCCUCACAAGGCUCCGAAAGGACACACACCGAGGGCUCUUCAUCCAGCAGCUCCGUCCCACACAGAACCUGCAGCCAAGAAUCAAGCUCAAGCUCUUUGGCCACUCAGGGUCCGGGAAAACCACCCUGGUGGAAUCUCUCAAGUGUGGCCUGCUGAGGAGCUUCUUCCGAAGGCGCCGGCCCCGCCUCUCCUCCACCAACUCCACUCGCUUCCCACCAUCGCCUCUGGCUGCUAAGCCAACAGUCUCUGUGAGCAUCAACAACUUGUAUCCAGGCUGCGAGAACGUGAGUGUGAGGAGCCGCAGCAUGAUGUUCGAGCCAGGCCUCACCAAAGGGAUGCUGGAAGUGUUUGUGGCUCCAUCCCAUCACCUGCACUGCUCCACCGAUGACCAGUCCACCAAGGCCAUUGACAUCCAGAAUGCCUAUUUGAAUGGAGUUGGUGAUUUCAGUGUGUGGGAGUUCUCUGGAAAUCCAGUGUAUUUCUGCUGUUAUGACUAUUUUGCUGUAAAUGAUCCUACGUCGAUCCAUGUCAUUGUUUUUAGUCUAGAAGAACCUUAUGAGAUCCAGCUGAACCAAGUGAUUUUCUGGCUCAGUUUCCUAAAGUCUCUGGUCCCAGCAGAGGAGCCCAUAGCCUUUGGUGGUAAGCUGAAGAACCCACUCCGAGUGGUCUUGGUGGCCACCCAUGCUGACAUCAUGAAUAUCCCUCGUCCAGCUGGAGGCGAGUUUGGAUAUGACAAAGACAUGUCGUUACUGAAAGAUAUCAGGAACAGGUUUGGGAACGAUCUUCACAUUACAAAUAAAUUGUUUGUGCUUGAUGCUGGGGCUUCUGGGUCUAAGGACAUCAAGGUACUUCGGAAUCACCUCCAAGAAAUUCGGAGUCAGAUUGUCUCGGGCUGCCCCCCCAUGACUCACCUGUGUGAGAAAAUCAUUUCCACGCUACCAUCCUGGAGGAAGCUCAAUGGGCCCAACCAGCUGAUGUCACUGCAGCAGUUUGUGUAUGAUGUGCGAGACCAGCUGAACCCCCUGGCCAGUGAGGAGGACCUCAGGCGAAUUGCACACCAGCUCCACAGCACAGGCGAGAUCAACAUCAUGCAGAGUGAAACAGUACAGGAUGUGCUGCUCCUGGACCCUCGCUGGCUCUGCACCAAUGUUCUGGGGAAGCUGCUCUCAGUGGAUACGCCCCGGGCCCUGCACCACUACCGGGGUCGCUACACCAUGGAGGACGUCCAGCGCCUGGUGCCUGACAGCGAUGUGGAGGAGCUCCUGCAGAUCCUAGAUGCCAUGGACAUCUGUGCCCGGGACCUGAGCAGUGGGACUAUGGUGGACAUCCCUGCCCUGAUCAAGACUGAUAACCUGCAGCGCUCCUGGGCCGAUGAGGAGGAUGACGCCAUGGUGUAUGGUGGAGUGCGUAUUGUCCCCGUGGAACAUCUCACCCCCUUCCCAUGUGGCAUCUUUCACAAGGUGCAGGUGAACCUGUGCCGCUGGAUCCACCAGCAGAGCACUGAAGGUGAUGCCGACAUUCGCCUGUGGGUGAGUGGCUGCAAGGUCACCAACCGUGGGGCAGAGCUGUUGGUGUUGCAUGUCAACCAUGGCCAAGGCAUUGAGGUGCAGGUGCGUGGGCUGGAGACUGAGAAGAUCAAGUGCUGUCUGCUGCUGGACUCAGUAUGCAGCACCAUUGAGAACGUCAUGACCACCACGUUACCAGGGCUGCUGACGGUGAAGCACUACCUGAGCCCACAGCAGCUGCGGGAGCACCACGAGCCCAUCAUGGUCUACCAGCCACGGGACUUCUUCCGAGCCCAGACCCUGAAGGAAAGUUCCUUGACCAACACUAUGGGUGGGUACAAAGAGAGCUUCAGCAGCAUCACCUGCUUCGGCUGUCACGAUGUCUACUCCCAGGCUAGCCUUGGUAUGGACAUCCAUGCGUCAGACCUGAGCCUCCUGACCCGUAGGAAACUGAGCCGCCUGCUGGACCCUCCUGACCCCAUGGGGAAGGACUGGUGCCUUCUUGCCAUGAACUUGGGCCUCCCUGACCUCGUGGCCAAGUACAACACCAACACUGGAGCUCCUGGGGACUUCCUCCCCAGCCCAGUGCAUGCUGUGCUGCAAGAAUGGACCUCCUACCCGGAGAGCACUGUGGGCAUCCUCGUGUCCAAACUGAGGGAGCUAGGUCGCCGGGAUGCUGCUGACUUUUUACUUAAGGCCUCUUCUGUGUUCAAAAUCAACCUCGAUGGCAGUGGCCAAGAGGCAUAUGCCUCAAGCUGCAACAGUGGCACAUCCUACAAUUCCAUUAGCUCUGUCGUGUCCCGGUGAGGGUGGCCUCAGCAUGAUCAAUACCUCCUCAACUGCAGAAGCAAAGGGGUGUGAUCCAUCCUUCCACUGGAGUCCAGGACACCCCUUCCUGCACCCACACCCCUAAGAUACCACAGUCCCUCUGCUCCGCCUGUCUCCCGCCUCUGCCUCCCUGCCUCUCCCACUCUCUGUGUGGGGAUGGUUUUUCUUAUCAAGAUCAGACCACACCCUUCGUUUUGGCCACUCGGAAACCUGGAGGCCCUCUUCGGGUUUAGGACUCUAUCUCUCAUCUACAUUACUUUCCUUUCACUGACAGUUUUAUUGGAAUUCCAAACUUUUCAAUGAAAUUUUUUAAACUAGUUUAUUGAUUAUCCUUUUAAAAAAGGAAAGAAAAUGCACAUUUAUUUGCAAUGUGUAUUUCUUACACUCUCUUCUUAUACUAGCUCCUCAGCUUCUCUCUUUUGUAUUUGUAGGAAACUCUCAUGCUUGGACUCCACUGUGUGAUUUAUAAAUAGACAAUGUGAGUGCCUUUUGCAGAAGAGGGUGUGUUUGAAAUCAUCUGAGUCAGCCAGGAGCUGUCACCAAGGAAAUGCUACCUCUCUGUCCCUUGCUGUAUGCUGAUUGUCACUAGAGGUGCUUCACCUUGAGUUUUUUUGUUUUUGUUUUGGAUGGGAAUGGGCAAUAUCUGUUUUUUUGUUUGGCAAGGAAAGGGGAGAAAAGAAUCUUCCUCCAGAGUGAUUUCAUGGCCAGUGUUGUUGCUGUGAGAUGUUUCCCAGUUUGCUUUUGUUGAAAUGUCCACAUGAACAUGCACAGAAAGCGCACAGACUGCCACGCUCGGUCAUUCCUCUCAUCUCAGGUAGAACAAGGCGACACAGUUCCAGAGCUAUGGAGACCUGUGUAAGAAUGCAGAAGACCUGGACUCAGAAUUUGCGGCAGUGUGUUGUCAUUGGUGCAUAGCAGAUAGCUUCCACAUGUAGAUCCUGGUUGGAUAACUUCUUAUACUUGAAGUCUUAAAAGAAAAUGAAGGAUGCAGGUUUUCUUGCAGUGAUAUGAAAUUGUGAUAGAAUUUUAAAUUGAUAUGAGGGAACAUGUUUUAAUUCUUCUGUCCUAAGAAGCAUGUAUGUUAAUGUUCUAUCAUCUAUAUAUCACUAUAUAUAUAGAUAUCUACAUCUAUAUAUAUAUAUGUGCACUAUGUAUAUACAUAUAUAUGAAUACUGGUAUUUUUACUUAAUCUAUAAGAUGUCUUAAAAGAAUUAAGCUUGUUUUUUUCCCUUUUUUUAAAAAAAUAAACCAUUGCUUAUUGCAUUGGA